AUGGCUGCCCGCCUUGCCCAAGUCAACGCCCACCUCAACUACCCAGCCGGCCUCCUCGCAGGCAAGGUCGCCAUCAUCACCGGCUCCGGCCAGGGCAUCGGCGCUGAGGCAGCCCGGCUGUUCGCCAACGAAGGCGCAAAAGUCAUUGUCGCUGAUAUCGACGCUGUAACUAACACCACCGGCCCCACAGAAAAAGCCACUGCAGUCGCCAACGCCAUCAACGCCGCUGGUGCAGGACGCGCCCUCGCCGUCGUCGGCGAUAUCCUCGACGACGCUUACAUCAAGGAUCUCGUCUCCAAGGCGGCCGAGUUCGGGAACGGGAAGAUUCAUAUCCUCGUAAAUAAUGCGGGGUUUACCUGGGAUGGGGUGAUUCAUAAGAUAACCGACAAACAAUGGGACACGAUGCUUGCGGUGCACAACACGGCGCCGUUCAAGCUGAUUCGGGCCGCGGCGCCGUAUUUCCGGGUCAAGGACGGGGAGGACCGGGUGAUUAUCAAUAUUAGUUCUACGAGUGGGAUUCAUGGAAAUGCGUACGUCUACAUCUCCCCAUCUGCUGUGGAUAUAUCGUGUGCUGAUGGUUGCUGGGUGACAAGAGGACAAGCCAACUACGCGCUCGCCAAAGCCGGCCUGGUGGGACUGACCAAGACCAUCACGAAAGAAUGGGGCCCUGCGUACGGGGUGCGGGCCAACACGAUUGCGUUUGGGUUCGUCAAGACGCGGUUGACGGCUGCGAAGGAGGAGGGCGCGUUCAUCACCACGCCGGACGGGACCAAGGUUGCACUGGGGAUCCCCGGGAAGCAGCUGGCUGGGCGCAAAGGGGACGAAAAGCAGGCGUAUCCGGAUAUUCCGCUAGGACGGCCGGCGAGUCCCGAGGAGGCGGCCAGGGCGAUUCUGGGGGUUUGCAGUCCUUACUUUUCGUAUGUGAGCGGGGAGACGAUCCGGGUGACGGGAGGUCGUAAUACGUGA
Messenger RNA from Aspergillus fumigatus Af293, 966 nucleotides. RefSeq names its product putative 3-oxoacyl-(acyl-carrier-protein) reductase. The coding region runs from base 1 to 966 and encodes 321 amino acids. Gene Ontology annotation, molecular function: oxidoreductase activity, acting on the CH-OH group of donors, NAD or NADP as acceptor. The transcript has 3 exons. Lineage: Eukaryota; Fungi; Ascomycota; Eurotiomycetes; Eurotiales; Aspergillaceae. The record is from RefSeq and is a predicted model, not a curated record.